Lolium rigidum is the source of this 454-nucleotide messenger RNA. RefSeq lists its product as uncharacterized. The transcript is spliced from 4 exons. The record is from RefSeq and is a predicted model, not a curated record. The coding region runs from base 1 to 348 and encodes 115 amino acids. Lineage: Eukaryota; Viridiplantae; Streptophyta; Magnoliopsida; Poales; Poaceae.
AUGGAAUCAGCAAUAGUUAUUCCUCGAGAACCACCAAAGAAGAGGGCAAAGACUAGCAAAACUGCCCUGUCCAUUGUGCCUUACGAGGAUGGAGCACCAACAAGGAUGCUUUUUCCACCACCAAGCCAAAACUUAGAAACUACAACUAAGAAAAAGAGAGAACAUGACAAUACUGGAGGUUCAAAGAGAUCAAAAACUGGCUCCAUUAAGAAGGCCAAGACGAAAAACAAGGUUGCUGAAAACAUUCUGGUGCCACUUGACAGCCCAGCAAUGGGCACAAGGAGCAGAAAGUUUAACCCUCCUAGCCCUGCUAUGAGCACAAGAAGCAAAAGAAGGCUCAGCUUGUAAUUUCCAUAUGCUUCUAUGCCCUUCCAUUGAUGAUGUAAUGGUUAUUUUGGAGUUCCUGUGAUACUAUUUGUGAACUAUUUGUGACUUAUGUGUGAAUCUGGUUGCU